Messenger RNA from Ahaetulla prasina, 5668 nucleotides. RefSeq names its product nitric oxide synthase 1 (gene NOS1). The coding region runs from base 683 to 4900 and encodes 1405 amino acids. Gene Ontology annotation, biological process: nitric oxide biosynthetic process. The record is from RefSeq and is a predicted model, not a curated record. The transcript has 28 exons. Lineage: Eukaryota; Metazoa; Chordata; Lepidosauria; Squamata; Colubridae. Gene Ontology annotation, molecular function: heme binding; NADP binding; nitric-oxide synthase activity.
CCCGCGGUUGGCCCUGGGUUUGGUUCAGAGCGCAUAAAGGAGGCCCGACCAGCGGAGCUUAGAGGCACAACGCGACGCAUUGGAUCCCCCCGACCGGUCGGUCGGUCGGUCGGUCGGUCGGGCUGGCUUCGCGCGCGUCCCCCCUCCUCCGUUUCUUUCCCCGAGCGGGGAGGGGGGGAAAAGGCAGCGGCGGCGGCCGCCUCUUUUGUGGGAAGGAAAGCGGAGGAGGCAGGCGGAUCGAUCGGGGCAGAUUUGUUCCGAAGUGAACAGCUCCGGGAGGACUCGCCGGCCCCGGCAGUCAGGUAAAGAAGAUGUGAAGCAAAUCCCACGUCCCAAGACACCGAAGAAUGCUUGGCAAGCGCUGUCUUCUCCAGCCAUCUGUUGAGCCAGAAGAUGUCCAAUGGAGUUUUCCGUUCAUUUCAUGUAGGAUGGAUGGCUUUGUUGCCUUCUAGGGAAUGAAAACGAGCUGGACCAGAUCUGCAGAGAUGCCUGCAUGACCUACGAAUUUUAUCUUUUAUCAAGAGUUGAAGAAGGUCGGCUUUUCCCAGCUUGCAAACAGAUAUAAAACCUUCUACUCUGUCUCUCUUGUUCGUUAGAGGUUUGUGGCUCAACCGUGGACAAACGGAGAGUCCAUCUCUGUAACUGUUGAGAUCCUCGAGGUCUGGACAAUUUCGGGACUACAAUGGAAGAGAAUGUAUUCAGUGUCCAACAGAUUCAACCAAAUGUAAUCUCGGUGAAGCUCUUCAAACGGAAGGUGGGUGGCCUUGGGUUCCUGGUGAAGGAACGAGUCAACAAGCCCCCCGUGAUCAUCUCUGACUUGAUCCGAGGAGGGGCAGCAGAACAAAGUGGCCUUAUUCAGACAGGAGAUAUUAUCCUAGCGGUCAAUGGGAAGCCCCUGGUUGAUAUGAACUAUGAUGCGGCCUUAGGAGUCCUCAGAAGCAUCGCUUCAGAAACUUAUGUUGUUCUCAUCUUAAGAGGCCCAGAGGGCUUCACCACUCACCUAGAGACAACCUUUGCUGGAGACGGGACGCCAAAGACCAUCCGAGUCACCAGACCUCUGUGUGGGACGCCAACCGUAGGUGAUCAGGCAUCUGCUCUGAGCAUCCGCACCAAAGACAAGCAACAGGGGGAAGAACAUACCAUGGGGGGUUCCGUCAGCUCCCGGUGUGCCCGGGAGAAUGGGCAAGGGGAAGAAAAUCUGGUGCACAUCAACGGCAUGGUAGCCAGCAACGUGUCCAAGGACACUCUGAAAGGAAACCAGGAUAUUCCUGACCACUGCCUGAAUGGCAGUGUUGAGAACAGUGAACUGCUCAAGGAGAUUGAGCCUGUGCUGGAUCUUCUGAAGGGUGACAGCAAGGAACUCAACGGCAAUGCUGAAGCCAAGAUGGGAAUGAGAGAUGUCGAAGUCCAGGUGGAGAGUUUCUGCGAAACGGGUCGGAAGUCGCCAAGGACAUUGCCAACGCAGCUGGAGAACGUCAAUGACCAGUGGGGGGGAUCUGAAACGCACCCCAUGCCAACCAACAUGUCUUCAGACAAGGACCAGGUGACCCCUUGCAGUGAACAGGUUUGCAUGGGCUCCAUCAUGAUGCCUUCUCAGCAUGUCCGCAAACCUGAAGAAAUCCGGACAAAGGAUCAGCUCCUCCUCCUCGCCAAAGAAUUCAUUGACCAGUACUACUCCUCCAUCAAGAGGUCUGGCUCAAAAGCUCACAUGGAAAGGCUGGUGGAAGUCACCAAAGAGAUAGAAACUACGGACACUUACCAGUUGCGCGAUACGGAGUUGAUCUAUGGAGCCAAGCACGCAUGGCGCAAUGCCGCGCGUUGUGUGGGGAGGAUCCAGUGGUCCAAGCUGCAGGUUUUUGAUGCCCGGGACUGUACCACAGCCCAUGGGAUGUUCAACUACAUUUGCAACCAUAUCAAAUAUGCCACCAACAAAGGAAACCUGAGGUCUGCCAUCACCAUCUUCCCGCAGAGGACUGAUGGCAAACAUGACUUCCGAGUCUGGAACUCCCAACUCAUCCGUUAUGCUGGUUAUAAACAACCAGACGGUAGCAUCUUGGGUGACCCAGCCAGUGUGGAGCUGACUGAGAUUUGCAUACAGCAAGGCUGGAAAGCCCCCUUUGGCCGCUUCGACAUCCUACCGCUCCUUCUCCAGGCCAAUGGGAAUGAUCCUGAGCUUUUUGAGAUCCCAUCGGAGUUAGUGUUGGAAGUCCCCAUUCGACAUCCCAAAAUCGAGUGGUUUAAAGACCUUGGGCUUCAGUGGUAUGGCUUACCAGCUGUUUCGAACAUGCUGCUGGAGAUCGGAGGGCUGGAGUUCUCGGCAUGCCCCUUCAGCGGCUGGUACAUGGGGACCGAAAUUGGAGUUCGGGAUUACUGUGACAGCUCUCGUUACAACAUCCUAGAGGAAGUGGCUAAAAAGAUGAAUUUAGACAUGCGGAAAACUUCCUCCCUUUGGAAGGAUCAGGCACUAGUGGAAAUCAACAUCGCAGUCCUGUACAGUUUCCAGAGUGACAAAGUGACGAUCGUGGAUCAUCACUCAGCCACCGAGUCCUUCAUCAAACACAUGGAGAAUGAAUACCGUUGCCGAGGAGGCUGUCCAGCUGACUGGGUGUGGAUCGUCCCACCCAUGUCUGGAAGCAUCACCCCCGUCUUCCACCAGGAAAUGCUCAACUACAGACUGACACCGUCCUUCGAGUACCAGCCUGAUCCUUGGAACACACACAUCUGGAAAGGCGUCAACGGCACCCCCACCAAGAAGAGAGCAAUUGGCUUUAAAAAAUUAGCUAAAGCAGUCAAGUUCUCUGCGAAGCUGAUGGGACAAGCAAUGGCGAAGAGGGUCAAAGCAACCAUCCUCUACGCCACAGAAACAGGGAAAUCCCAGGUCUAUGCAAAAACUCUUUGUGAAAUCUUCAAGCAUGCCUUUGAUGCCAAGGUGAUGUCGAUGGACGAGUAUGACACCGUUCACCUGGAGCACGAAACCCUAGUUCUGGUGGUCACGAGCACCUUCGGCAACGGAGACCCUCCGGAGAAUGGAGAGAAAUUCGGGUGUGCCUUGAUGGAGAUGAAAAACCCAAACUCCAGCUUAGAAGAGAGCAGAAGCUACAAAGUGCGCUUCAACAGUGUCUCCUCAUAUUCGGACGUCCAGAAAUCCUCUACCGAUGGACCUGAAGCCAGGGACAACUUUGAGAGUGCUGGUCCUCUGGCCAAUGUCAGGUUCUCUGUCUUUGGGCUGGGCUCACGAGCUUACCCUCACUUCUGCGCCUUUGCCCGUGCUGUGGACACCCUCCUGCAAGAGCUGGGAGGGGAACGCAUCCUGAGGAUGGGUGAGGGGGAUGAACUGUGUGGUCAGGAGGAAUCCUUCAGAACAUGGGCCAAGAAAGUCUUCAAGGCAGCAUGUGAUGUGUUCUGUGUGGGAGACGACGUCAACAUCGAAAAAGCCAACAACUCUCUCAUCAGCAACGACCGCAGCUGGAAGAGAAGCAAGUUCCGGCUGACCUAUGUGGCGGAGGCUCCAGAGCUCACCCAAGGUUUAUACCGCAUCCACAAAAAACGAGUUUAUGCCGCUCGGCUGCUGGCCCGUCAGAAUCUCCAAAGCCUCAAAUCCAGCCGUUCCACCAUUUUCUUGCGGCUUCACACGAAUGGGCAGCAGGGGUUGCGUUACCUGCCAGGAGACCACCUUGGAGUAUUUCCAGGAAACCAUGAAGAUUUGGUCAACACCUUGAUUGAGAGACUGGAGGACGCCCCGCCCACCAACCAGCUAGUAAAAGUAGAACUUCUGGAAGAAAGAACUACGGCUUUAGGUACCAUCAGCAACUGGACCGACGAGGACCGCAUCCCUCCUUGCACCAUAUUCCAGGCGUUCAAAUAUUACCUGGACAUCACCACCCCUCCCACACCCAUCCUCCUGCAGCAAUUUGCCUUACUGGCCACCGACGAGAAGGAGAAGAAGCGCCUACAGGUUCUUAGCAUGGGUCUUCAGGAUUAUGAGGAAUGGAAGUGGUCGAAGAACCCCACCAUGGUAGAAGUGCUGCAAGAAUUCCCAUCUGUGCAGAUGCCUUCUACUCUCCUGCUAACCCAGCUCCCUUUGCUUCAACCCCGUUACUAUUCCAUUAGUUCCUCUCCAGAUAUGUACCAGGAUGAAGUCCACCUCACAGUAGCUGUGGUGUCCUAUCGCACCAGAGACGGGCAAGGUCCAAUACAUCAUGGAGUAUGUUCUUCCUGGUUCAAUCAGAUACAGGAGGAUGAAGUGGUGCCAUGCUUCGUUAGAGGGGCACCUGGAUUUCACAUGCCACAAGACCCCAAGCUUCCCUGCAUUCUGAUUGGCCCUGGGACUGGAAUCGCACCUUUCCGGAGUUUCUGGCAACAGAGGCUCUUUGAUCUCAAACAUAAAGGGCUGAAACCAUGCCCCAUGACACUGGUCUUUGGUUGCCGACAAUCCAAGAUCGAUCACAUCUACAAAGAAGAGACUUUGCUGGCCAAGAGCAGUGGGGUAUUCAAAGAGCUGUUCACAGCCUAUUCUCGUGAACCAGAAAAACCAAAGAAAUACGUGCAGGACAUCCUGCAGGAGCAGUUGGCGAGCUCGGUCUACAAAGCACUGAAGGAAAAGGGUGGUCAUGUCUACGUGUGCGGUGAUGUCACCAUGGCCGGAGACGUCCUCAAGACCAUCCAAAGUAUCGUUCGGGAACAAGGGAAGCUGUCAGCCGAGGAAGGCAUUGCGUUCAUUAGCAAACUGAGGGACGACAACCGAUACCAUGAAGACAUCUUUGGAGUCACCCUACGCACAUAUGAAGUGACCAACCGCCUCCGAUCCGAGUCCAUCGCGCAGAUUGAGGAAAGCAAAAAAGACACAGAUGAGGACACGACCGUUUGCUCUCCUGCGCGCCGUCCGGUUACUGUGUCCUGAAGGAAGCGUGGCUACUGGUGGACUGAUGGGUGAUAAAAAAAGGAACGGACGAUGGAAUUGAUUCUCGUUUCUCCUCUGCCCCCUCCCUCAUCCCAUCCUGUGGUCGUUUUUUUUCCUUUUUUUUUUCUUUUCUCCCCCCUCUCUGGGGCAACCCUGCUGAAGCGCACGAUGGCUUUCGAACAACCUUGCUGUGGCUUUUUUUUUCCCCUGCCAAAAAAAGAAAAAAAAAAGCACAGAUGCCGCCUUUCGUCCUUCCCUCUUCGCUGUGGGGCUGCAUGAAAUCCCUUCCCUUUAGCGAUCCACCCUCUGCGAGUCUGAGGUGUGGAGGGCCAAGUUUUCUCCGACUGGUGGUGCGCCCGACGCAGAAAGAUGGGUGGCUUUGCCCAAAAUACCUCUGCCGUUCCACUCAGCACGAUUGGCUUCAAAAAUCAUCCGCUCGCUUUCUCUUUUCUUUUCUCUUUCUCUCUCUUUUGUCUUUGGUGAACGGGUGGGGGGAAAGGGAGAUGGCCGAUGCCUGCUAUUUCUGUACCUCUGCUCAUGCUCAGCCUCUCCGCUGUUUCACACACAGCAUGCCGUGUUCUGUUCAAACUGUCUUAGUGUAGCUAUGUCCUUCGGGGCUCUCCUCCUCCUCUCCUCCUCCUCCUCCUCCUCUCCCAUCCCUAGCAAGUUUACAAAAACCCAGCGGUUACCAAGCCGGAAAGGUCUUUGAUCAAGAAGCAAUGGUUACCCCAGCUCUCCCUCCUUUCUUGGGAUUUACGAGGGAUGGAA